CGCCCCCUCGCUGGGCGGCUCGGGCUCCGCGGAGGCGGCCCGGCAUCCUAAGGGUGGGCUCGGAAGGCGGAGGCUGCACCCCUCUGUGGGAGCUGGGGGCCGUCAGGACUGGCGCGGCGGUGCGGGCGUGAGACUGAGGGUCCUGGGACCUCCUGCGGCCCCCGCGGCCCCGAAUACUACGGGCGGCCCCGGAGGGCCGAGACCCGCGGGGGACUCACCCCGUGCUCCCGGACGCAGGUGGGGCUGAGCCCUCGGAGCAGGUGUGCGAUGCGGGGCGCGUGCGGGCCCGUGAGCCGGGUCCAGCCAGCGGCAGCGGGGAAAGCCCGCUCGUGACGUUCACGACGACUGUGCCACAACGCGCGUGCUGUGCGUCUGCGGCGAGACCCCGAGCUCUGGAGCCAGAAAGGCCCCAUCAGUUCCCGCUCUGCCCACCUGUUAGCAGGGCGGCCUGGGUCCAGGUUUCAGCUUCUUGCAACAAAGUAGCCCUUGUGAAGUAGGAGGUAGGGGCCCUUUGUGCCCAAGAGUUUUACCUGGAAGAGAAACCUCUCUGACUUAAACUUUCUCCAGAGCUUCAGAGCAAGACACAAGAUCCCAAGAAGGAGCAGAUCCUAGAUUUGCAUGGUCAGAAGCAGUUCCUGAUCUUCCUGCCCAGGCUGAGCCUUCAGGGUUCCCACACUGUCCUAGGAACCUCAGAAGAUGAGUACAUUUCAGAUUGAUUAGCUGUGUGCUGUUCCAGGCGUCAGUGUCAUUCAAGGAUGUGACUGUGGAACUCUCCCAGGAGGAGUGGCAGCAGAUGGGCCCUGCUCAGAGGACCCUGUACCGGGAGGUGAUGCUGGAAAACUACAGCCACCUGGUCUCCGUGGGGUUCUGCUUUACAAAACCAGAACUGAUCUUUACAUUGGAACAAGGAGAAGAUCCAUGGUCAUUAGAUAAAGAGAAAGCAUGUCCAAACAGGAGUUCCUCAGAAGACUCCCAACCUGAAAAAGUCUCAGAGAAGAACCCAGAAAACCAAGGCAAACAUUUGUGGCAAGUUUUGUUCACCAACAAAUCAUUGAGUACAGAGCAAGAAAUUUCCAAAAAACCAUGUAAUAUGGAAAUAAGUAUUUUCCCUGCAAGAAUGAUUCCUUGUAAAUGUACUAUUUCAGGUCCUACUUAUCCAAGUCUCAGCCCAUUGGCCUCAUGCUGUCAAUAUUCAAGAGGAAAAACUUGUGAGCUUGACUUCUAUGAGAGAUGGCUCCUCAAUAUUAAGGAGUACAGAACUAAUCCUAGAGAGAAAUCUUCUGUUUACAGUAAGAAUGCAAAAGCCCUCAGUCAUGAGGAAGAAGUUAUUCAGCAUCAGACAAUUCAGAAUUUGGGGAAAGCUUUUCAAUAUAAGGAAAGUGGUAAAACUUUACUUGAAAAGGCUGCCCUCAUUACUUCUCCUAGUAUCCACCAAAAAGUGAAAUCUUAUAAAUUCAGUGCAUUUGGAGAUAACCAAGGUGACAGAUCCACCCUUUUCAUCUCCCAGAGCAUUCAUUCAAAGGACAAGAGUCACUAUGAGCUUAAUGAAAACAGGAAUAGUUUCAGUAGGACCACCCAAAACACUGACACAGGAGGGAAAUUCUUUGGCCACAAAUCACACAUUAGAGGACAACAGAGAAUCCAUAUUGAGGUAAAGCACUUUGAAUAUGAAAAAAAGUUCAGCUAUGAUUCACCCCUCCUGGUACAUCAGAGAACUCACACAACAGAUAAGCCCUUAGACUUCAACACAUGUUCAGGGACAUUCAAUUGCCAGUCGACUCUUAGUGAGCAUCCUAGAACUCACAUGAGGGUGAGAGCCUGUGAGUGUGAGGAACGUGGAAAAUCCUACUCUGUGAAUUCACACCUGAUUCGGCCUCAGAAAAGUCAUACUGGGGAAAAACCUUAUGAAUGUCAUGAAUGUGGGAAAGCUUUCAGUGAGAAGGCACGCCUCAGGAAACAUCAGAGAACUCACACAGGAGAAAAACCGUAUAAAUGUGAUGGAUGUGAGAAAUCCUUCAGUGCAAAGUCAGGCUUAAGAAUCCAUCAAAGAACUCACACGGGGGAGAAACCCUUUGAAUGUAAUGAAUGUGGAAAAUCUUUCAACUAUAAGUCGAUCCUCAUAGUACAUCAGAGAACUCACACAGGAGAGAAACCCUUUGAAUGCAGUGAAUGUGGAAAAUCUUUCAGCCACAUGUCAGGCCUCAGGAAUCACCGGAGAACUCAUACAGGAGAGAGGCCAUAUAAAUGUGACGAAUGUGGGAAAGCUUUCAAACUGAAAUCGGGCCUACGAAAGCACCACAGAACACACACAGGGGAGAAGCCCUACAAAUGUAACCAGUGUGGAAAAGCUUUUGGACAGAAGUCCCAACUUAGGGGGCACAACAGAAUUCACACAGGGGAGAAACCCUAUAAAUGUAAUCAUUGUGGGGAAGCAUUCAGUCAGAAGUCAAAUCUCAGAGUGCAUCACAGAACUCACACGGGGGAGAAACCCUAUAAAUGUGAUGAAUGUGGGAAAACGUUCAGGCAGAAAUCAAAUCUCAGAGGACACCAGAGAACUCACACAGGGGAGAAGCCCUAUGACUGUAAUGAAUGUGGAAAAGCUUUUAGUGAGAAGUCAGUCCUGAGAAAGCACCAGCGAACUCACACCGGGGAGAAACCCUACAACUGUCAUCAGUGUGGGGAAGCUUUCAGUCAGAAAUCAAACCUCAGAGUGCAUCAGAGAACUCACACAGGAGAGAAACCUUACAAAUGUGAUAAAUGUGGGAAAACUUUCAGCCAGAAAUCAAGCCUUCGAGAACAUCAGAAAGCUCAUGCAGGAUUAAAUAUAUGAUGUAAAGAACACGGGAAACAUGGAGAGCCUUUCAACUGGAGUGCAAAUCUCACUGGAUAUCACAGAACCUACCCAGCAAAGAAGUACUAGAAAUAUAAUGAAUAUAGGAAAUAUUCUGUGAAUUCAAUCCUCAGUUCAUGUUGUAGAAAAAGCUUUGAGAAACUAAUAAAAAUGUGAAAUUUUUAUGCAAGCAAUCAAAACUAAUGAAACAUCAGAGAAAUCACAGUGAGAAAACCUAGAAAGUAAUGAAAGGAUGAUAACCUUUAGCCAAAGGUUAGCUUUCUCAGUAUAGUCUAAAAUAGAGGGUAGGGACCUAACCACAUAAUCAAAACAGACAAGGAAUGCAGGUAAUGGGUGUGGGAAAUCCUACAAAGAUUAACUGUGAAUGUGUUGACCAGUAACCAUUUCCUUUUGUGUCCCUUGCUACACCUAGACAUUUCUCAACCACUCCCGCCAAAGGAGGUUGUAUGGUUAGCUCCUAGCUAAUAGAAUGAAGGGGUCAGGUACAGACAAGUCUCAUUAAAUACAUCUCAAAUUUUCGGUAUUUUCUUCUGUUCCUCAUCAGAAUGGAGUGGAGAUUACUUCUAGGGAAAUGUUGGAAUCCACACAUUAAGAAUAAAAGAGUUCCUGAUGGCAGGAACUGUGGUUAAAGAAGGACUCUGCGAAAGGGGUUUCCCUCCACAUACUCAAUUGGGAUUUUUAUAGUAAGAAAAUAAACUUGUUCUCUGCUGAACUUCUGCAAGGUUGGGGAUACUUGAUAUUGACCUAAACUCAUCAACCCUUACUUAAUAAAACUAAGGAUGUGAUUUCUGUGGGCAUAGGAACUCCUUGUGUAUCAGAAAAGUCCAUAG
This is a messenger RNA of Sciurus carolinensis (gray squirrel), 3681 nucleotides long. RefSeq names its product zinc finger protein 782 (gene Znf782). NCBI's taxonomy places the organism in Eukaryota, Metazoa, Chordata, Mammalia, Rodentia, Sciuridae. Bases 794 to 2830 code for a protein of 678 amino acids. Gene Ontology annotation, biological process: regulation of DNA-templated transcription. Gene Ontology annotation, cellular component: nucleus. The transcript is spliced from 6 exons. Gene Ontology annotation, molecular function: DNA-binding transcription factor activity, RNA polymerase II-specific; RNA polymerase II cis-regulatory region sequence-specific DNA binding. The record is from RefSeq and is a predicted model, not a curated record.